UUUCCAAAAUCCUCUCAAAAGGCGCGAUACCCGGAUGUUAGGCGGAAGAAGACUACAAAUCCCGGCAUGCCUCUGUGACUGACAGAGAGAUUGUUGUCUGGGGAUUCCCCAGGUUGCUCAAAUUCCCCUUCGAUGGCAGAAGGAGCUGAAGCAGCGCUUUGAGCAGCGAGUGGGGCUCCCUUUCCUUCUCCUUCCUGAUGCCCUGUGUGGCAGUUGAGGCCUACUCUCAUGGCAGGCCUGUGUGGAAGUAGUUGAGGCCUACUUCCAACAGGGUAGGCCUGUAUGGUAGUAAUUGAGGCCUACUUCUUUCCCCAAUGGCCUAUUUGCAGGGGCAAGUGGCCCAGAGUGGGCCCAGGUCGCCCAAACGAGCUGACUCGACUUCUGGAGGGGACGACUGGUGUGACAGUGGGCUGGGCUCCCUCAGCGAAGGACAGGAAGAUGGCGCGUUUGUGGUUGCCCAGGGCGACGUGGAGAUGGGUCCUGGAGACUGUCAAGCCAUGACCUCGGACCCCAGGGUCUCCCACAAAGUCCUGGCCGAAGAAGACGAGGACCAGGAGCGGCUGGACUCGGCCAUUGGGGAUUCCUUGGGCGGUGAAGAGGAGGACGUGAGUGGCAUCGCAGAAGGCGUCCAGGCCGUGCGCCUCGAGGAAGGAAGAAGAGAAGAAGGGCCCACUGCGGUGGCGGUGACCCCAGAGGCCUGGCUCCACCAUGUCCUGGGCUUUGUGACCGAAGAUGGAGAUACAGCUCUCCACUUGGCUGUCAUUCAUGAACAUGAGGCUUUCCUGGACUCCAUCCUCCAGUUCACGCAAGGGACGGAUUAUCUGGACAUUCAGAAUGAUCUUGGACAGACAGCGCUCCACAUCGCGGUCAUCCUGGGGGCUUCUGAUUUCGUGGGCAAGCUGGUCUCAGCGGGAGCCGGCCUUUGUGUGCAGGAGAAAGGCGGCCACACAGCACUGCACUUGGCCUGUCGGGAAGGGCAGCGGGAAUGUGCCCAGCAACUCCUGGCACCUGCUCUGGGGCAAAGGCCUUGCGAAGGGAACAGUUCGCGGGCCCAGCUGGACUGCACCAACUACGAUGGCUUCACCCCUUUGCAUCUUGCAGUCUUGAGGAAAGAUGUGAACAUGGUUGGUCUCUUGAUCUCUGGGGGAUCAGAUCUCAACAAACCGGAACUGAGUUGUGGCCGGAGCCCCCUUCACCUGGCCGUGGAGGCACAGAGUCCCGAAAUGGUGGAGCACCUGCUGCGUGCUGGAGCCAACCCUGAAGCCCGGAUGUACGUCGGCUACACCCCCAUGUACAGCGCCAUCCACCGGCCCAAUGAAAAAAUCACACAGCUUUUGCGGGCCUUUGGCUCGGAGGAGCCCGAUUGGGACUCAGAGGAGAGUCUGGACAGCAAUAGCGAGGAGGAGUACGACGACAUCGUCAUCAACCGCGGGCAUUAGGAAGACCAGUUCGAGGGGAUCCUGUUUGUCUCCUGGGGCCCCCCAUCCUCUCAACCCGCCUCCCCCUGUGGCAGCUGGCUGUGAUUUCUGUAGCAACUGCAUCUUCACUGUGAGCUAGAUUUGUAUUAUUUAUAAGAAGCGAGGCUGCGAGUCUCGAGCAGAUCCUGGCACCCCAUUCCAAUGUAACUUCCGUGGUUGCUUUGUUUUUUUUCUGUCCGGUUUCCAAGCCCUCGCGGCUUCUUGUCUGUCUCGAUGUUUGAUAUCCAACAGUGAAGAAUGUGCUUUGACCAUGUGUGGGCGAACUCUGGUCCUCCAGGCGUUUUGGACUUUAACUCCCACAAUUCCUAACAGUUAGGAACUGUGGGUAUUAGAGUCCAAAAUACCUGGAGGGCCAAAGUUUGCCCAUGCCUGGCUUUGGGUAUUAGUAUUUCUGUUCUUCUUUAGAUAUUUCCCAUUCCCACUUGCUGCAUCGUGCCUUAAGCACGGUCUCAGUGGACACUGGAGCUGAGACAGUCGUCCAUGUCUAGACCCGAAGUGUUAGUUAUUCUAGACCAGUGGUUCUCAACCUGGGGUCCCCAGAUGUUUUGGCCUUCAACUCCCAGAAAUCCUAACAGCUGGUAAACUGGCUGGGAUUUCUGGGAGUUGUAGGCCAAAAAC
Molecule: messenger RNA, 2096 nt
Organism: Anolis sagrei ordinatus
Lineage: Eukaryota; Metazoa; Chordata; Lepidosauria; Squamata; Anolidae
Product: NF-kappa-B inhibitor beta
Biological process (GO): cellular response to lipopolysaccharide
Molecular function (GO): protein binding
Source: RefSeq, a predicted model, not a curated record